AUGCACAUUGUCGCGGUGCUCGUGGCCGCGUGUGUGCUCCCGCUCGUCGGAGCCAUCAGCCUAGACACCAACAACGUGACCAGCAUCAAGAACGCCGCGGCGCUUAUUGCCGACGGGCUCCUAGACUACUACGAGGGCACCACCUACGGCGGCACGGUGGGCAUGUUCACGUCGCCCUACUACUGGUGGGAGGCCGGCGGCGCGUGGGGCUCGCUCAUCGACUACACGUACUACAUGGAAAACGACACCUACGUGGACUUGAUCAAGACCGCCCUCACGUACCAGGUGGGCGACGACUACAACUACAUCCCCUUGAACCAGUCCACCACCGAGGGCAACGACGACCAGGCGUUCUGGGGCAUCGCCGUCAUGGCCGCCGCGGAGAAGAACUUCUCCAAUCCCGACGACCCGGAGUUGGCGUGGCUCGCGUUGGCACAGGCCGUGUUCAACACCAUGAGCGCCCGCUGGGACUACGACGACUGCGCGGGCGGGCUCCGCUGGCAGAUCUUCCAGUGGAACUCGGGCUACGACUACAAGAACUCGGUGCUGAACGGCGCGUUGUUCCACUUGGCUGCGCGCUUGGCGCGCUACACCAGCAACGACUCGUACGUGGAGUGGGCCGAGCGCGUGUUCGACUGGAUGUACGGCGUGGGCUUGUUGACCGAGGGCGACUGGUGGUUCAUCUACGACGGCGUCAACAUCGACGACAACUGCUCCGACAUCACCAAGUUGCAGUGGACAUACAACCAGGGGCUCAUGUUGGCCGGUUGCGCGUACAUGUACAACUACACCUUGGAGGAAAAGUGGCUUAACCGCACCACGAGCAUCUUGCAUGCCGCGCAGGUCUUCUUCUACGAGAAGUCCGCGGACGCCGUGAUCAUGUACGAGGCUGCGUGCCAGCUGCCCACGUCCGACGCGUUUUCGUGCAACACGGACCAGCGCUCGUUCAAGGCGUACUUCUCGCGCUUCUUGGGCUUGACGUCCGUGCUCGUGCCCCAGACCUAUGACACGAUCCGCGCGUACAUCCAGGACUCCGCGAACGCCGCGGCGUGGUCUGCGUGCACGGGCGGCUCUGACGGCCACACCUGCGGGCUCUCAUGGACCAACUCCACCUGGGACGGUGUCUACGGGCUCGGCGAGCAAAUGUGUGCGUUGGAGGUGAUCCAGAACUUGCGCGUCGCCGACUUGCCCGGGCCUUUGACGGCAGACACGGGCGGCACGUCCAUCGGCAACCCCGCCGCGGGGUAUAGCCAGACAGAGACCGCCGCAUCGCCGCUCGACUUGUCUGCCAAAGACACGGCAGGGGCUAGCAUCAUCACCGCUGUCGUUGGUGUCGCCAUCAUAGGCACCGCCGUGUGGUUGGUGAUUUAG
Metschnikowia bicuspidata var. bicuspidata NRRL YB-4993 is the source of this 1371-nucleotide messenger RNA. RefSeq names its product putative mannan endo-1,6-alpha-mannosidase (gene DCW1). Gene Ontology annotation, biological process: carbohydrate catabolic process; fungal-type cell wall biogenesis; budding cell bud growth. Lineage: Eukaryota; Fungi; Ascomycota; Pichiomycetes; Serinales; Metschnikowiaceae. The coding region runs from base 1 to 1371 and encodes 456 amino acids. Gene Ontology annotation, molecular function: mannan endo-1,6-alpha-mannosidase activity. The transcript has a single exon. The record is from RefSeq and is a predicted model, not a curated record.